Phanerochaete carnosa HHB-10118-sp is the source of this 518-nucleotide messenger RNA. RefSeq lists its product as uncharacterized. The coding region runs from base 1 to 441 and encodes 146 amino acids. The record is from RefSeq and is a predicted model, not a curated record. The transcript is spliced from 3 exons. NCBI's taxonomy places the organism in Eukaryota, Fungi, Basidiomycota, Agaricomycetes, Polyporales, Phanerochaetaceae.
AUGAAUUAUUUCGUCGUCAUCGCUGCCCUUGCUGCUACCUGCCUCGCGCAGAGCAUCGACAUCGGCGCCCCCGCCGCCAACUCGACUGUCAGCCCGGGCCAGUCGAUCACGGUCGAGGUCGACAAACCAGACUCCUUGACUGGAUCGACUGAGGUUGCACUUGUGCUCUCGAUGGCAUCCUGCCCGGCCGACGGGUGCACCGACCCUAGCUAUGACCCGUCUGGCGAUCUCGGCCAAAUCCUCUACAACGGGCCCUACAACCCCCAGUUCCACCCUGAGACUGAUCCUGGAAAGCCACCUUACCAGAACUUCUCAGUGGAGGUUCCGACGACGUUCACCAGUGGCGAAAAUAUUGCCCUCAUUGCUACGCAUCUCGACUUGGUCGGGGUUGGGCUUAGCCCCCUUCUCGAGGUCAUCUUCGUUCCUUUGACCAUAGUCUGAUAGGUAGAUGUCGGGAUCCACCUCGGCGACUUGUUAUGAACUAUUAGUCAUGGACUUCUCGUAUUUACAAUAUGCGC